AUGGCAUCAGGAGGGUAUGGAUAUGCUGAAUCAUAUGUGAUGCAGAAGCUAUACAAGGAAAAAUUGAAGAAAAUAGCACAGGCAGAAAAUCUACAAGAGGAGAAGAAGAUCCAUACACUCAAAACAGGUUCUACGGAUAAAACAUCAACCGGUUGUUUCUCAUUGUUUCCCAAGAAACAACAUAAGAAAAGUUCUCAUGUAUCAGAUUCUAACGACUCGUAA
Messenger RNA from Lathyrus sativus (Indian pea), 222 nucleotides. The record is from the annotation of a GenBank genome assembly. Lineage: Eukaryota; Viridiplantae; Streptophyta; Magnoliopsida; Fabales; Fabaceae.